Molecule: messenger RNA, 546 nt
Organism: Cinara cedri
Lineage: Eukaryota; Metazoa; Arthropoda; Insecta; Hemiptera; Aphididae
Source: the annotation of a GenBank genome assembly
AUGUUGCGUGUUAUUGCGGGUAAAUACCGUGGAAGAAAAAUAGUUACAGGUAAACAGCUAGCUGCAAGGCCAACCAUGAAUAUUGUUCGCGAGGCAAUAUUCAAUAUAUUGCUUUCAAGAAAGUCGAUUCAUAAUUUAAAUGUACUCGAUUUAUUUUGUGGUAGUGGUGCUUUGUCAUUUGAAGCAAUUUCUCAUGGUGCUAAACAUGCAUUUAUGGUGGAUUCAGACUAUUACAAUUUGCAAUUACCAAAAAAGACGGCUGAAAAUUUUGGCAUUAUAAAUAAUAUUACACUCAUCUGCUGUAGCGCUGAUAAAUUACCGCAAUCUAUUUCUCAAUGUGGUAUAGUUUUCAUAGAUCCACCUUAUCAUAGCAACUUGGUUGAAUCAACUUUAGAAGGAUUGGCUGGUUCAGGCUGGUUAAGUGACGAUGCAUUGAUAGUCCUGGAAAUUAGAAAAAAUGAAGAUUUUCACUGCAACAAAAAUUUUAAUGUAGUUUUAGAACGUACUUAUGGUAUAGCAAGAAUAAUUUUUCUUUCAAAAUUAUAG